UUGGACGCUUUUGACAGUUCUGCGGUUUGUUGUGUGUCAAAAUGUUUAAAUGAGUUUGUUCUUUUAAUAAUUAUUUAAAACCAUUAAAUAUAAGCUCAUAUUUAUGAAUGUGUAACGUGCUAUUAUAGCUUUAACUUUUCCUUUUUCAAAAUGAAGUUAAUAAUAGUAAUAUUAAGUGUAAUAUUGAGUUCACACCUCACAUAUAAUGUAGCUGCUAAAUCAAAAAAAUCCAAAUCAGUUACAACUUUACUUGAUGCAAAAUGGGAAACAACUCCGUUAGUUUUGGAAGUGGUGGAAUAUUUGGCUGAUGAAAAUGUGGAUUUUUAUUGGAGAUACAUUGAUGCUAUAAGUCAACUUAAAAAACCACUAGUGGAAAUUGAAAAUGAAAGGGAAAGGUACAAUGUUGUAAUUGAACAAGCAUCCAAAUUGAUUACACCUUCACAACUAUCAGUAUUGAAAUUGGGGUUGUCUUUGCACAUCUAUUCACCUAAAGUUCAAAUGUUUGGUCAAAUGGCAGUUGAAAGAAAUCUACCAAACUGUGAAACUGUAGCUGACAUAGGUGGACAUUUAACUUGUGAUAUUAAUGAAAUAAGCAAUUUAAUUCAAAAGGCUACCAAGCAAGAACAAAAAGGUGUAGAAGUAUUUAAGAUUGAUACUCACUACCCUGGAUCAGAAAACCGAAGUGUUGUAGUAGUAUUGUAUGGUGAACUUGGAAGAAAAUCAUUUUCAGAUUUCCAUGCAGUACUCCAACAAAAAGCACAAGAAGGUAUAAUAGAUUACAUAGUCCGGCAUUACGUAAAGAACUCAUCUGGCAUAAAACAAAGAUUAUCUGGCUAUGGCGUUGAAUUACAAAUGAAAUCAACAGAAUACAAAUCACAGGAUGACACUGAAGUACAUGAAAAAGCCUCUUCAGAAGAAAAUUCUCAAGAGGAGGAAGAUGGUGAAGUAGAAGGAUUUGAUUUUGGAAAACUAAAGAAAAUAUAUCCAGACCUCAAAAAUGAAUUGAACAAAUUUAAACAAUAUUUGGAAGAAACUUCAAAUGAGCUGGCCCCAUUGAAAGUCUGGCAAUUCCAGGAAUUGAGUUUACAAGCUGCAGAAAGAAUAAUGAAUGCACCCAAGGAAGAAGCUCUUAAAGUGUUUACUAACAUUGCACAAAACUUCCCAAUGCAGGCAAAGGGGCUGGUCAAAACUGUAGUGAAUGCAAACAUGAAAAAGGAAAUGAAGAAAAACUCUGAGAUUUUUGCCUCAACUCUAAAUCUUCAGCCAUCAGAUACAGCUUUGUUCAUUAAUGGAAUGUUCUAUGAUGUUGAUCUGGUUGAUGUCUACGGAAUUUUGGACGUAUUACGACAGGAAUUGCGUACAAUGGAAGGACUUCAUAAAUUAGGAAUUGGAAACAAACGUUUAACUACCCUCCUAGGACUUGACUUAUCUGAUUCCAGUGGCUCCCAAGAGUUUGCCAUCGAUAUCCGUGAUUCGGCAAUUAACUGGAUCAAUGACAUUGAAAGGGAUUCAAAAUAUAAUAGAUGGAGCACAAGUAUCAUGGAGCUUCUAAGACCAACGUUUCCUGGGAUGAUCAGACAAGUGAGGAAGAAUUUGUUUAAUCUCGUUCUGAUCAUUGAUCCCACAGAUUCAGAGUCUCGCGGCAUCCUUAAACUUAUCGAAUCGUUCGUCAUCCAUACUGCACCAAUUAGAGUAGGUGUUGUGCUCCAUGUUAACUCAUCUACAUCACUCACAGGACUUGAAGAUGCUGGAGUCGCCAUGUUGUGUGCCUUUAACUUUGUUUCUCAAAAGAAGGAUCCAACUGGGGCUUUAACUUUUGUCAGGACUGUUAUGGGCAAGGCUGGUGAAAACAGAGUCACUGUAGAUGAUGUUAAAGCUGAAUUGAAGAGGCAGUUCACUGAAGAUUAUGAUGACAUUAUAGGUGAAGACUCUGAUUAUGACUUUGGAAGACAACUGUCUGCUGAUUUCAUUCAAAGAACUGGCCUCGGAUCAUCGCCACAAGCUUUAUUGAAUGGUAUACCAUUGCCCAAGAACCAGUUAAACCUGGACGACUUCGAAGAGGCCGUUUUACAUGAAAUCAUGGCCCAGACGCCCAAUUUCCAGAAAGCUGUUUACAAAGGUAAACUCACGGAUGGAGAUGAUGUAGUGGAUUAUGUAAUGAAUCAACCUAAUGUUAUGCCCAGAUUAAAUGAACGGAUCUUAAAUAAAGACAAAUCAUUUUAUUUGGACAUGCUUGGUGAACCUUCAAGUACAACUAACAUUCAGCAGCUGCUUACUUUGAGUCCAAGGGAUAUGACUGCCACAGCAAUAGAAAAUAUUAAAUAUUUUGUGGGAGCAGAAAAAAACAAAGCUAAGCCCUACAAAGCUAUGACCUAUUGGAUUCUUGGUGAUUUGGACUGUCCAAAGGCUAGGAACUUGUUGGUUGACGCUUUGACACACAUGAAAGAUGAACCUGAUGUAAGAGUGAGUUUCUUACCUAACGUCAAUGGAGAUAAACCUAACAAAUUGAACAAGAUCAUAUUAGCUGCCCUUGAACAUCUACCAUCUGAUAAAGCGACAACUUUUGCCCUCUCCUUGUUACUUGAUAAUCAAAAAGUAAAAGACAUAAAGGAAGGCAAACAAGUAACGAUUCCUAACGAAAUAACCAGAAACAUUGAUGCUCAAGAAUUAAAUUUGAAAAUGUUGCGAGUGUACGCCCAACGAGUGCUGAAUUUAAAAGCAGGUCAAAUUGCCAUAGUCGCCAAUGGCAGAGUGUUGGGACCUCUGGCUGAGGAAGAGAAUUUCACCCUUGAAGAUUUCAACUUGCUAAUGAGAUUCAGUGGGGCUUCAUACCUUGAUAAAAUUAUUGAAGCUAUGGGCAAAGAUGCUGAUGAGGAAGAUGAUGUGUGCAGUGAUACGUUGAUGAAAGUCGUCUCAUUGUUGAUCUCAAAGGUACAGGGAAGGUCCAGGUUUGACAUCAGCUACAGUGGCACAGAUCAUUCAGUUAUAACGAUCCCACCCAGAAAUGCCGACCAAGUCGCUUUUGAUCUCGUAGCAAUCGUAGAUCCAGUUUCACGUGGUGCUCAAAAAUUGGGGCCAAUUCUCCAAGUCUUACAUGAAGUACUUAAUUGCAAAAUAAGACUGUUUUUAAAUAGUGUCGAGAAAAAUAGCGACAUGCCCGUCAAGAGCUUCUAUCGCUUCGUUUUGGAGCCAGAAAUUCAGUUCAGUGAAGAUGGCAGACAAUUGCCGGGUCCCAUUGCUAGGUUCAAUAACAUGCCCACUUCUCCCCUAUUGACACAAAACUAUCACGUCCCCGAUAACUGGCUCGUGGAAGUAGUACGAUCCGUUUAUGAUUUAGAUAAUAUACGACUCGAAAAUGUAGAAAGCAACGUCCAUAGUGAAUACGAAUUGGAAUAUCUCCUUCUGGAGGGUCACUGCUUCGAACAGAGCAGUGGAAGUCCGCCCCGAGGUUUGCAAAUUACUUUAGGAACUGAAAGCAAACCAGUCAUCGUCGAUACUAUCGUGAUGGCCAAUCUGGGUUACUUCCAAGUAAAGGCUAAUCCUGGCGCUUGGAUUCUGAGACUCAGACAAGGUCGCAGUGCAGAUAUCUACAACAUUGUCAGUCAUGAUGGAAGUGACACACCAGAAAAUUCUGAUGACAUUAAAGUGGUCAUUAGUUCACUCAGGUCUCACAUUGUUAAACUUAGAGUGCAGAAAAAACCAGAUAAAAUUAACAUGGAUUUGCUGUCUGAAGAUGAAGGAAAUUCUGGCAUUUGGAAUUCAAUCACAAGUUCCUUUAGCGGCAACGAAGAAGGAGAAGAAGAAAAACUGAACAUAUUCUCCUUGGCUUCUGGCCAUUUGUAUGAAAGAUUCCUCAGGAUAAUGAUGCUGUCUGUUUUAAAACACACCAAAACACCAGUUAAGUUUUGGUUCCUGAAGAACUAUUUGUCCCCACAAGUUAAAGAUUUCCUGCCGUACAUGGCUAAGGAAUACGGUUUUGAAUACGAGCUCGUUCAGUACAAAUGGCCCAGGUGGCUACAUCAACAAACUGAAAAACAGAGAAUCAUCUGGGGUUACAAGAUCCUUUUCCUGGACGUGUUAUUCCCUCUGGACGUUAAGAAAAUUAUUUUUGUGGAUGCUGAUCAGGUUGUCAGAGCAGACAUGAAGGAAUUGCAGCAGUUGGACUUGGGAGGGGCUCCUUAUGGUUACACACCCUUCUGUGAUUCCAGGAAGGAAAUGGAUGGUUUCAGAUUCUGGAAACAAGGAUAUUGGAGGAACCACCUGCAAGGCAGAAGAUAUCACAUUUCCGCUUUAUAUGUUGUCGAUUUGAAGAGGUUCAGAAGAAUUGCCGCCGGUGAUAGAUUGAGAGGACAGUACCAGGCUCUCAGUCAAGAUCCAAACAGUUUGUCCAAUUUGGAUCAGGACUUACCAAACAAUAUGAUCCAUCAGGUUGCUAUUAAAUCGUUGCCUCAGGAAUGGUUGUGGUGCGAAACUUGGUGCGACGACGCUUCGAAGGCUAGUGCGAAAACUAUAGACUUGUGCAACAAUCCCCAAACUAAAGAAGCCAAGUUAACAGCUGCAGUGAGAAUUUUGCCAGAAUGGAAAGGAUAUGAUGAUGAAAUAAGGGAAUUGCAAAAGAAAAUUGAUUCCGGGUUAUUGGAUGAAGAGGCUGAACAAGAUGCUCCUACGAUAAGGACGACUGAUAUACAUUCUGAACUAUAAUUGUAAAUUUUAAUAAAUACUACUUAGGUAAGUUAUGUACAGUAAUUUUUUAAUAAAUAAAUGUGAAAUAUGUAAUAUAUACAA
This is a messenger RNA of Aethina tumida (small hive beetle), 4785 nucleotides long. RefSeq names its product UDP-glucose:glycoprotein glucosyltransferase. Lineage: Eukaryota; Metazoa; Arthropoda; Insecta; Coleoptera; Nitidulidae. The record is from RefSeq and is a predicted model, not a curated record. Gene Ontology annotation, cellular component: endoplasmic reticulum. Gene Ontology annotation, molecular function: UDP-glucose:glycoprotein glucosyltransferase activity. The transcript is spliced from 16 exons. Bases 151 to 4701 code for a protein of 1516 amino acids.